Pristis pectinata (smalltooth sawfish) is the source of this 3888-nucleotide messenger RNA. RefSeq names its product angiomotin like 1 (gene amotl1). NCBI's taxonomy places the organism in Eukaryota, Metazoa, Chordata, Chondrichthyes, Rhinopristiformes, Pristidae. The record is from RefSeq and is a predicted model, not a curated record. Gene Ontology annotation, cellular component: bicellular tight junction; cytoplasmic vesicle; plasma membrane. Gene Ontology annotation, biological process: establishment of cell polarity involved in ameboidal cell migration; angiogenesis; hippo signaling.
UGACUCACAAUCUGUUCUCCAAGCUGUGAGUUCAUUAUUUUUAAAUGAUGUGAGUUGCUGGAAAAACCCUGUAAACCUUUAUCACCAAAGGCUUUAUAUUUCUUUCUUACAAGUUUGGCUUUAACUCUCUAAUGGAAUGGAUCCCUGUGAGGACUGGGCUUCUGCAGCUUUGACCAACUGGUUAACUCACAUUGGAAUCCAUCACAUUGCUGAUAUGCUGAAAAGUGAAGAAAAUGCCCCAUCAGAACUGAUACCUCCUCCAAUGGAUAGCAAUCAAACAGAUUCCCUUGAUGUACAUUACCCUGGUACACCAUUUCUGCCUAUUAGAACAAAGUGGAUAUCUGUAUGAAACAGGGUUCUUAUGGAAAGAUUGAACUGUAUCAUGAGCAUUUCCCAUUAAACAUAGAGAAACUGAUGCAACUGAAGAAGGUAAAGAGCUACUUUUCAGCCGUCCUCCUCAGGACCUCAUCAGGGCUCCGAAAUUUGAAAUGCGAGGUUCAGAGGAAGUAGCAACAGGAAAUGUUUUGCAGCGCUUAAUUCAGGAGCAUUUAAGGUAUGGGAAUCCAAAUGAGAACAUGAACUUACUGGCAAUACAGCAACAAGCCACAGGGAGUGCAGGACCAUCCAACAGCAUUGGGAGCACGCACUCUUCUACAGAAAAUCUUGUGCAGGAAGAUCCAAUGGUCCACCAGUCAGCACGCCAAGAACCUCAAGGGCAAGAGCAUCAGGUGGACAACAGUGUGAUGGAGAAGCAGGCACGGCUCACUCUAGCACAGCAGAAUAUCGAUGAACUACCAACCUAUGAGGAAGCCAAAGCACAAUCUCAGUUCUUCAGAGGACAGCAGCAAACAACUGUUGCUCCUGGUUUAUAUGUUGCUGGAGUCGUCAGUCAGACAAGAACUGAGGGGAGACCUACAGUUAGAGUAAGCUCUGGGCAGGUGCACAAAGAUGAAGCACUAAAAGAACUUAAACAAGGUCAUGUUCGCUCACUUAGUGAGAGGCUAAUGCAACUUUCUUUGGAAAGGAAUGGUGUAAAGUCACAUCCUGCUGCCUCAAGCAACAGUAUUCCUUCCCAACAAAGCAACAAAACCUUCAAGAAUGGAGCACAACCAUCUCCACAGACCCCCACAAAAGGAGUAGACUCGAGAGGUCCACCUCCAGAAUACCCUUUUAAAGCCAGGCAAAUAUUUCCAACGCUUGAUCAGCCUCAAGAGCUUGGGCACUUUUACAAUGAUGCACCCUCAGGAAUUCUUCAGGAAUUGCCUAAGCCGUAUACCGGUACACUUGCGAUUAGACAGGAAGCAACUAUUCUAAGAUACCAAUCACCACCAGAAUAUGGAUCUGCGAGACAAUGCCAGGCAUUUUGUCAACCACAACCAUUGCAACACCACAGCCCCAUGUCUUCCCAGAGCUCCUUGGAAAAGAAUCAGUUGCAACUUGCAAUAAUACAGCCUACUUCUCCCCAGCCCCAGCCAUCAUCUGUGUCAAACCAGCAACUUUCAGUUGACGCUGUUUCAAUUGUGGCACGUGCACAGCAGAUGGUGGAGAUGUUAUCAGAAGAAAACCGUGCCCUGCGCCAGGAACUGGAUGGUUUUUGUGAAAAAACUGCAAAGCUACAAAAGUUUGAAAUGGAAAUCCAGCGGAUCUCAGAAGCCCAUGAGAAUUUGGUAAAGUCCAGCACCAAACGAGAAACUCUGGAUAAAGCCAUGAGGAAUAAACUGGAAGGGGAAAUACGAAGAUUGCAUGACUUCAACAGGGACCUUAGAGAUCGCCUAGAGACUGCCAACAGGCAGAUAGCCAGCAGGGUGUAUGAUGAAGCUGAAGAUGGCAUGAUAACAGAGGGUCAUUAUACAACUCAGAACAAGGAGUAUUUGAAAGAGAAGGAAAAGCUGGAAAUGGAACUGGCCACAAUGCAUUCAACCAAUGAGGACCAGAGGAAACAUAUUGAGAUCUUGGAACAGGCACUGAACAAUGCCCAGGCCAAGGUGGUCAAAUUGGAGGAGGAGUUGAGGAAGAAGCAGAUGUAUGUGGAGAGGGUGGAGAGGCUGCAACAGGCCUUGGCACAGCUGCAAGCUGCAUGUGAAAAGAGGGAGCAGAUGGAACGAAGGCUGCGUACGCGGCUGGAGAGAGAGCUGGAAUCUCUUCGAGUACAACAGCGGCAUGGUGGCCCCCUAAUGGCCAAUGUUCCCGAGUAUGAUGCACCAGCAUUGAUGGAGUCAUUACGGGAAAAAGAGGAACGAAUCCUGGCCCUGGAGGCUGACAUGACCAAGUGGGAACAAAAGUAUUUGGAAGAAAGAGCAAUGCGACACUUUGCUAUGGAUGCUGCUGCUACUGCUGCUGCUCAGAGGGACACCACUAUAAUAAAUCACUCACCAAACAGCAGUUACAAUGACAGUUCACUGGAAGCACGGAGCUGGAAGGAGGAGGAGGAGAGAAUACAGUCAAAUCAGAGAUACCAAGACACAGAACACAGGUUGGCAGAAAUAACAGGAUUCAACUGCAUUUCUAACAGAAUAAAAAACCUUCAUGCACAGCUUAUCGAGAAAGAUGCCAUGAUAAAAGUGCUCCAGCAGCGAUCUCGGAAGGAGGCAGGAAAACUGGAGCCAGGUUCUCUAAGGUCCGGCAGGUCAAUCGCCUCCAUAUCUGGGCUGCAUUCUCGCCAGACAUCUCUGAGCAAUUCUCAAAUAGCAGAUGGGAAAAAGGAGGAAAAGGGCUGGAAUGGAAGUAUAGGGAUGCUCAAUACUAAAGAUGGACAAGAAAACUCUUUGUGUUCCCCACUUCAAGCGACUAUGCUUUCAAUUCCAGUGGUUUCCGCACACAGUAAGACUGGCAGUAAGGACAACAGUACGCAGACAGAUAAAAGUCCUGAAUUGAUCCGUCCAAGUAGCGCUCCUAUCCAUGGAAGAAGGCGGCUCAACACCACCCCUGUCAGCAGCCCUGUCGUGAGACCUAAAUCAGCACGAAGCAGCGAGAAAUCAGAUGCUUCCACCUUGCAUACCCGGUCACAUGACAGUAAAGGAAGAAGUGGCUGUUUUUCCUACAAGCCUGACCUUGAUGGAGAUGUGGUAGAAAUCCUCAUUUAAAAACAGGAUAUUGCCUGCUACUGCUGCUGCUCGGUCUAUGGAUGUAUGAAGCUUGCACUAAAGACUGAAGAAUCACAAAGAUAUGGAUCUUCAGAAGUUGUGAAGAAUAGUUUUCAAAGAAGAUGGACGCUGCUUUGGAAGUAGAUUUAUUUGUCUCUGAGAAAUUGUGAAAUUGUUUGCGUGUCUGCACAUAUGCCAGAUGGAAUAUGGUGUAAAUAAGAUGGAAGUGUAAAGAGGAAAACAGUGGAUGAGAUGGGAAGUAUGGGGUGGGUGUUUUUUAUUAUUGGAAUGUAUUUGAUGGAGUUGUAAGCUCAAAAGAUAUGAGCUAGGAGCACAAUAUUCUGAGCAACCUGUUUCAUUGUAGUAUACCUAUGCACUUCUCUUCCAUUCAUAUUGUAGUGGAUCAGUGUUUUGUGGCUCUUUUGCACUUCUGAACACAUGACCAUGUGUACAUGGUAGGCGAUAUAAAGUAGCACCUUUAUUGCUUUUCAAUAGACCAUCCAAUUGUGCAAACAUUGAGAUAUUAAAAAGAUAAAUGAAUAGGCACCAGGCUGCUACUGUUGCUUUGUGUAAAUCUGCUCUUUGUCUACUUUAGUAUUUUUCUGUUUUUAAUCUAGAAAAUACAAUGUGUUAGGCUUAGAAUUUUAAGCUCAGCAAAUCAUUUACAAUGAGAGAUCACUACCGAAGCAGGUUUUCUGGUGUAUAUUUUAAGAAUCUAAGAGAAAUACCUGCAUUAGUGUUCCAUGUAAUACUAUCAAAGACAGGAUACUACUUUAAAAGGCAUGGUCUAGAAAGGUAAAACCAG